UCAGUCGCUGUCACUGUCACUAGCAGUUUGGAUAAUUCGCUAGUGGAAAUUUAGUGCACUCAUUUACAAAGCAUCAUUUGCAUGCAGAGACAUCAAAAGAACAUUUAAAUAACUGACACAUUGACUUCAAGUAUGCCAAGAAAGAGACUAGCAAAACAUCCUAAGAAACAUUAUGCCAAAAAGUGAUCCUCCUACAAAUAAGAAGAACGUUUUUUCAAAUUUUGUGUACCAGACAAACUACAGGUUCAGGAAGGGUUUCAAAUCUGGAUCAUUCGUCGAUAGUAAGAAUUAUACCGAUAAACCCAUUCAGAACACUAGUACCCAGACAAAUUUUUGUUCGUCUACCACGUUAAAUCUAAGUGUAACUCCUAGAAAAAUAGAUAUUUUUAGAGAAAAUUGUACUCAAACCAGUAAGACGGUCAUCGUUCAGAGUCCCAAAGAUUGUGGUACCGAUAGAUUGUCCAUGGAUAGUUUGAGCCCAAGAUAUGAUGGCAGAAGACAUUGCGCAGGUGAUACUUUGGAGUUAGCGAAACAACCAAAGAAAAACCCUGAUAUGCCAUUUCAGCGAAAGACAGACGUGAUACGUUACCUGAACCAGUGUGAAGAAAGUCAGAAGACUCAAGAGUGUCACAGUCACCAACCUCAUGGACUUCUAGCUGGAAAUGCAUUAACAAAAGUGUAUUUGGAAAAGAAUCGGAGUAAAAUAGGGACCAUUGCUACAGAAAACAUAUCUGAUACUGCAAGAAACCUCGUUUCUGAUCUGCAGCUGAACACCAAAUUGAAAAGUCAGUCAUACGUCCUAGAAAGAUCGUCUGUUGUCAUAAAAAGCCCGAGGCCACUGGUAAGAUUCAGAGUGAAGCCCUCUUCGCAUCUGCAAGUGCACGACAAGACAAAAUCAAUGAACUACUUUCUUCACCCGUCAAUGAACAUCAUUUCGCCGAGAGGAGGUGACGAUUCGGUUGGAUCCAGAAAAAACACUUCUUUCAUGUCUCCAACCAUUUCCAGCGAAAGCAAAGACCAAAGUAUUGAAAUCAAUUCUAUCCAAAAGUUGAUAGCGCCAACGAAAAAAGGCAGAACGCCUAGUCCCAAAACGUACAAUGUUAGUAACCAUUCGAAAAAAGUUCCGUACAUUGACAAAAGUGAGGCGACAAUUUUGAUGGAUCGCAAAGUUGGUGACGAUGAGGAUAUAGCAAGAAUUAGUUUGAAGUCAUCCUGUAACGAAAUAUCUUCGGAUGCUUCUACGAUAUCUACAGAUUCGGCUUUGACCCAAGCUAUCAGCAAACUCCGAGAUCCGGACUGGAAUACUGCACUGCGUGGACUUGCGGAAGUGGUCGAAAUUGGUCGAAUACUGGAUUCGGACGUGAUUUACCCUCAUAUGACAAUUAUCAACCAGAGGCUGAUAGAACUGAUCAAGAGCCCUCGAUCGCAUGUCAGCAGAACUUCGUGUCAAGCCAUCGGUCAUCUCUUCGAGUACGUUAAAGAUACCAGAAGGCCAGAAUUCGACGAGCUAGUUGAUUCGCUGCUCUUUAAGUGUGCGGACUCAAACAAGUUCAUCCGCCACGACGCCAACCUAGCGCUCGACUGCAUGGUCACCCAUAUCCCCACUUUCCACUCUAUCCGGGCGAUCUGUACCAAAGGACCGGACCAUAAAAAUCCCCUUGUUAGGAUUGCGGCAGCAAGAUUAUUGGUGUGUGCUAUAGUCAUUGCUGGUGUGCAGAACAUUCUACAUCCCCAAAACAACGAGUUCACCAGGAGAAGGAUAAUUCUCAACAUGACCAAAUUUAUGAACGAUCGAGAUGCAGAAGUCAGAAAGUAUGGUGAAAGAGUGUAUAAAAUGUUAUGCAAAGACCGCAUCUUCGACCUGUACUUGAGCAGGUACCUCGAGAGGGAUGUCAUAAGCAAAAUGAAAAAACUCAUGAGAACAGAGAAUGGGCGAAAAUUCUGACUUCACUUAGAAAUAGUAUAUUUUUUUAUUUAUUUAUUAUACCUAGACUUUGUGGCUCAAUGUAAUAAAAAAAACGUAUUUUUAUAAAAACAUUUAUUCCUGUACAUUUUGGCCUGUAAUACUUUCACAUCAAUUGUUUAUAAAACAGACAUCAAAAAGGUGACAGAUUAACAACAAAGAUCUCUCCAUUACAAAUAAAUUGGCAGUUUGUCAACUCGUCAUA
Molecule: messenger RNA, 2168 nt
Organism: Leptinotarsa decemlineata (Colorado potato beetle)
Lineage: Eukaryota; Metazoa; Arthropoda; Insecta; Coleoptera; Chrysomelidae
Biological process (GO): establishment of mitotic spindle localization; mitotic spindle assembly
Cellular component (GO): basal cortex; spindle microtubule; cytoplasmic microtubule
Molecular function (GO): microtubule binding
Source: RefSeq, a predicted model, not a curated record